Messenger RNA from Drosophila grimshawi, 5584 nucleotides. It is a transcript of the gene Hipk, whose product is annotated as homeodomain-interacting protein kinase 2. Gene Ontology annotation, biological process: peptidyl-threonine phosphorylation; peptidyl-serine phosphorylation. The transcript is spliced from 12 exons. The record is from RefSeq and is a predicted model, not a curated record. NCBI's taxonomy places the organism in Eukaryota, Metazoa, Arthropoda, Insecta, Diptera, Drosophilidae. Gene Ontology annotation, cellular component: cytoplasm; nucleus. The coding region runs from base 801 to 5555 and encodes 1584 amino acids. Gene Ontology annotation, molecular function: protein serine/threonine kinase activity; protein tyrosine kinase activity; ATP binding.
AGUCUACUAAAACUCUCUGUAUAAAACGGACGCUUGGUCGGUCGUUCUCGGGCUCGUGGAAAAGUGAGCAAAAUAAAUUUAUUGUGAUUCAUGCUUGCGUGUGCGUGAGUGAGAAAAGAGGGAGCGAGCGAGCGAAUCAUGGCGAGUGUUUUAAUAACGAAAAUUCAAUUACUACACUUUCUAUAAUUCAAUUUUUGUGUUCCAAAACGUAAUGCGGCCAAAGUGUUUGCGCGCAGUGUGAAUGCUUUAUCCCUUAAUUUUCUACCGCAGCCCGCCCCAUCAACAAAAUAAUGAAAAAUUCUCUUCUAAAUUGACGUCAAUUUGUCAAUAGUAUUUGUAAAUAAUAAUUCUUCAAAUAUAACAGUCUAUAUGUAAAAAUAAAAAAGCUGUUGGUCGACAUCAACAUUUUGGUCACGUUUCAAUUUGCAGCCGUAAUUUUUGUACAGUAAAUUAAAUUUGUAAGAAGGCGACAAUUCCAAUGAAUAUUGAAGCCUAGGCAACAAUAACAACAGCAACAACAACAGUAAACGCCAAGGAGGAAAAGAAGACGAAGAAGAAAGAGACCAACAACAACAACCAAAUCUAAUCAAAUCCAAUUAGAAGCGAAUUGAAAAAAUCAACAAAUAAAACAAGAAGAAGAAAAAGAAGCAGAACCGCCGAAGAAGAGCAAACGGCAAUAAAAUAAACCACACGAGCGUAACAAACGAAAGAAAGAUAGAUAGAUGCAGAGAGUGAGUGAGUGAGAGAGAGAGAGACAGACAGAGCACCAGAGGAUCCGUUGAAUUAAUUCGCAUGCGCCAAUGAAAACGUCGCAUCUUUCGCACGCGUCCGAUUUCGUCAUCGACUACGCCGUCGUUGCCGCCGGUACCGGUUCCGCUACAGCAACAGCAACUUCGGUUUCCGGUUCCGGAUUCCACCAGCAGCAGCAGGAUCAUCAUCAUCAUCAUCAGCCAACAGCAGCAGCAGCACACUUGUAUCAGCCGGGCCGCCGUCAGAGCGAUGUGGACAUAAAGCCAACCGUCGAACAACAAAUCAGAAGCAUCCGAGGAGGUAUCAGUUGUGAUCUGUUGAAGCCCAUCGUCUACCAUCUCGACGCGGACACUCAGCAUCAACAGCAGCAGCAGCGCCAGCGUAGUGUCAUCAUCAAGCAGCAUCACUCGCAGGAUCACCAGCAACAACAACAACAUCAACGUCAUCAUCAACAACAGCAGCAGCGAACGUUGUCCAAGUCUGGAGCAGCGGCCAACAGCAAGCGAAAGCGCGAAACAGAUUGCGAUUGCGGCUGCGUGGACACGUACAACGGCAGCAGCGGAGGCGGCGGCAGCAGCAGCGUUGAGGUGCGGCACGGCCAGGCGCAGGAAGUGGCAGCCAUCCAAAACGUAGUGAACAGCAGCAGCCUCAAGACGGCGCACGCAAAGGUCGCCACAUCGGGGGGGCAUGCAAAUACGCAACCCCCCAGCAAACGGUCCAGCAGCGGCGCCGAUGGUGACUAUCAAUUGGUCCAGCACGAGGUGCUCUAUUCCCUCUCAGCUGAAUAUGAGGUUCUGGAGUUUUUGGGUCGCGGCACCUUUGGCCAGGUGGUCAAGUGUUGGAAGCGCGGCACCUCCGAAAUUGUUGCCAUUAAGAUACUGAAGAAUCAUCCAUCGUAUGCGCGACAGGGUCAGAUCGAGGUGUCCAUAUUGUCGCGUCUGAGUCAGGAGAAUGCGGACGAGUUUAAUUUUGUGCGUGCAUUCGAAUGCUUUCAGCACAAGAAUCACACCUGCCUCGUCUUUGAGAUGCUCGAACAGAAUCUCUAUGAUUUUCUCAAGCAGAACAAAUUCUCACCGCUGCCUCUAAAAUAUAUACGUCCCAUUCUGGAGCAGGUGCUGACUGCCCUGUUGAAGCUGAAACAACUGGGCCUGAUUCACGCCGAUUUGAAGCCGGAGAACAUAAUGCUGGUCGAUCCGGUGCGUCAGCCGUAUCGCGUUAAGGUCAUCGAUUUUGGCAGCGCCUCUCAUGUGAGCAAAACCGUCUGCAAUACGUAUCUGCAAUCGCGCUAUUAUCGCGCACCCGAAAUCAUCUUGGGUCUGCCCUUCUGUGAGGCCAUCGAUAUGUGGUCGCUGGGCUGUGUGGUCGCCGAACUCUUUCUCGGCUGGCCACUGUAUCCGGGCAGCUCGGAGUUCGAUCAGAUACGGUAUAUAUCGCAAACACAGGGUCUGCCCACGGAGCAUAUGUUGAAUAGCGCCUCGAAGACGUCCAAGUUCUUUUAUCGUGAUGUGGACUCCACGUAUCCGUUCUGGCGUCUGAAGACCACAGAGGAGCACGAGGCGGAGACGAACACAAAGAGCAAGGAGGCACGCAAAUAUAUAUUCAAUUGUCUGGAUGAUAUUGGGCAGGUGAAUGUGCCAACGGAUCUGGAGGGUGGUCAACUGCUGGCCGAGAAGACGGAUCGACGGGAAUUCAUUGAUCUGCUCAAGCGUAUGCUAACCAUUGAUCAGGAGCGACGCUUAACCCCAACGGAGGCACUGAAUCACAGCUUCACGAGGCUCACCCAUCUGGUUGAUUAUGUGUAUUGCAACAAUGUGAAGGCCUCUGUCCAAAUGAUGGAGGUGUGUCGUCGCGGCGACUUCCACACUGUACAACCAGCACCGACGCUGGUCACUAACUUUGUGCCGAGCAGCACCGAGAACAUGACCUUCACCAUCAACAAUCAGCUGACCAGUCAGGUGCAGCGUUUGGUGCGCGAUGGCCGCCCCCUGGCCUAUGAGGGCCUCUACCAGAUCUAUGGUGGUCGCAAUGUGGCCCGGCAAUAUCCGCAGGCGCGCACCGAUACGUUCCAGCACCAGCUGGUGUCGAACAUACUCUGUCCGCCAUCGUAUCAGGCGAUGCCCAGUCCCACCAAGCAUGUUGUUGUGGGCAGUGCCACAAUGCAGCCGCCGCUGCAGGUGCCGCCACAGCAGUAUGUUAAUGUGCCUGUGCCCGUCUCGAUGGUGGAGCCCAGUUCGGGUCAGCGCAUGUUGCUCACCAAUCGUGUGCAGGCCAGUGGCGUUGCCUGGCCCCAAACCGGACGACAAAUGGCUCUGGUGCCAUCGUGGCCACAACAGGCGCCGGCGCAUUCGCUAAUUGUUGACUCAACGCCGCUGUUCAAUGUGGAGGAGAUCUAUCCCAAGCAUCAUCUCAACUUGCCGCGCAACGAUCUCAAGAAGGAGUCGCCGGCUCAUCAUUUAGCCAAGGGCAACUCUUAUCGUGUGCCGCGUCACGAGAAGAAGGAACACCAGCAGUUGUCGCCGGUUAAGAAGCGCGUCAAGGAGAGUUCGCCGCCGCAUCAGCAGCGCUAUCAGCGUGCCGCUCAUGUCUCGCCACAGUAUCAUGCCCAUCACAAUUGCAACUAUGGCGGUGGCUAUGGCGCCGUCAAUGCUGGUCCCGUUGUGGCCAGUUCGGCCUCAUCCGCAUCCAACAAUAUUAUCAAUGCGAGUAGCAGCAGCUCAUCGAGUUCGCAUCAUAAUCAUGCGCCCGUGGCACAUGCCCCGCACGGUGGCAGCAGCAGCAGCAGCAGUGGCGGUCCCUACAACAUUGUUGGCCAUCACAUUGUGGUCAACAAUUGUAGCGGUGGUGGCGCCGCAGUGGGUUAUCAUGCCAACAGCCAGCCGCCGUUGCAUGCACACCAGCAGCCGCAUGUGAAGCAGCCGACGAUCACCAUCCAUGACACGCCCUCGCCGACGGCAGUUGUGGGUGAUGUCAUUACCAUAUCGGACAGUGAGGACGAAGGCGCCGAUGGACCACCGGCAACAGCAGUAGCAGCAAAUGCUGUGGCGCCGAUCAAGCAGCGAGCCCAUGCUCAUGCCCAGUCGCAGACGAGCAGCAGCCUGAUGCAACAGCAUCAACAUCAACAGCAGCAGCAGCAGCAGCAGCAGCAACAACACUCGAGCAGCAAUUCAUCCAGUUCGUUACAUUGUCGCAGCAGUGCACAACCGUUGCAUGUGUCGCACACUCAGCAACAGCAGCAGCAGCAGCAACAGCAGCAGGCGCAGCAGCAACAGCAACAGCAUUGCUUUCAGCCAAGCAACAACAACAACAAUCACAGUCAUCACAACACCAAUUCCAAUUCUGCUUCCACUUCCAACCAACAACAACAACAACCACAUCACCAUAACCAUCAUAGUCUUCAGCUUAACAACGCCCCCCAUUCCAUAUCCAGCACAACAAGCACACAAUUUAGCACACCCAUCUCCCUCUCAUCCUCAUCCGCCUGUCUCACUCAGCCACCUGUCUCUCUGCCCGUUCCCGUCCCCGUCUCUGCCCCAGCGCCACUGCCCCUGCCCUUGCCCUUACCGCUGCCCUUGCCACCCCCGUCCACAACUCAGUCGCAUCUCAGUCGUCAUAAGCCAACGCAACAACACGUCCAUCUAGUAAUUCCAUGCGUUACCGUAGGUGAUCACGAUCCGGAGGAUGCACGACGACGCCAUCAUGCCGCCGCCGCGGCCGCCCUCUCUGUUGUGUCCAGCGGUGGAAGUCCCAAGCAUCAUCAUCAUCAACAGCAGCAGCAACAACAGCAGCAGCAGCAGCAGCAGCAGCAGCAGCAGCAACAACAACAACAACAACAACAACAACAACAACAACCGCAGCCAAAUAUUAAAUAUGAACCGGGUCAAUCGCAAAAGAAGCGCAUUUUGGCCAUGGCCCAAAGCGAGUGCAACUAUCAGCCGCAGCCACAGCAGGUGCAGAUACAAGUACAGCAACAGCAGCAGCCACCGCCACCGCCCGUCGUCAGUUUGCCGCAUAUACCCACUAAGCAGGAACCACCCGAGUUCUAUCCGGAAUACGCACAGCAGCCGCCGCCGCCGCAACAACAACAGCAACAACAGUUACAAUUGGAAACGAAGCGCAGCUCGUGGGCAGCCAGUUCGGGCAGUGUUUCGGCAAUGCCACUAGCACAUCCCAAGCGGGAGGCACCCUCUGUGGCGCCCGUUAGCUAUGUGGCACCGGCUGUGGCGCCACCACUCGCCCACUCGAAGAGCGGCUCGAGCUCCGCGUCGUCAUCGAUUAGUGCUGCGGCCGCUGCAGCGGCAGCUGCUGCUGCUGCCGCCAGCGUGGGUCCACCAUCGUGGGGUGCACCGCAAGUGUAUCGCCAGCCAUCGCAGCCGCCACCGGCAACGAUUGCGGCUGUGGCACCAUCAGCGGUUGCACCGCCGCCGCAUCAUCAUCACAGCAGCCACAGCCACAGUCAUCAUCAUCAUCAUCAGGCGGGCACGCCGCUGGGCGGCUCACCCUCAUCGACAGCGGCUGCGGCCAUGCUGCAAACGGAUAUCUACGCCCAGGGCGACAUGUAUCGCCGUCCCACGGUCUAUGUGUCCCAGGCGGCGCCGACGUAUGCCUAUGCGAACCGAGCGGUGGUUGCACCGCCGCCAGCACACAACAGCUCCAGUCGCCAGGUGAUACCAUCGCAUCCGCUGCCGGCACACAUACAGAUACCGACGCAGUAUAGCCAAUUUGGACCGUUGAGUCCCGCCCAGGUAGCUGCCAGCAAGCAUGCGGCGCACUUUGCGCCCGCCAACAUAUGGUAUGGUGCUGAGUAGCUUGCAGAGGGUUGAACGAGGGUUGACGA